AGUGGAUAUUUGUAACUAUUAGAGGCUUUUAAAUAUGGCGUCUACGUGUAAGUACUUUGAUGAAGAUGCUGUAUAUCGGAUCAAUAAAAAAGGAAUAAUAGAAUUUGGCUUGGUUUUAGAAAAUUCAGAAUUUGUUAGUAGUGAUGAAGAAGAAGAUUUGGAACACAAUAUUCCAGAAUGGGAGAGAAUGAAACGAGGCCACGUAAGAAUCGCAUGGCAUCCGAAAGGCCGCGAAGAAGUGUUGCCGGAAAAAAGGAUGAAACUUCUUGAUCGAUCUUUGAUGCCUGGAGAUGUCGUGAGAAAACUUGUCAAAGGAAAAGACACUCAGCUGGGUUACUGUAGAACAACUAAUGUGCAAGCCAGUGUUCAAGUUUUAGGGACUAAGCAGGUUAUACUUGGAGUCAACAGCAAAGAUCUCACACCACUUGAGGAAUUCAGUUCAGACAUUGCAGUGUUUUUAGACUCUUGGGUAGGAAUGGUAAAAUCAGUGAAGUCUGAGAUAAUUUCUCGAACAUCUGAUGGAUCAAGGUGUGUUCUUUCUGAAGAUGACGCAAUUGACUUAGAUGACAUUCUGGACAAAAGAGAUGUAGUGUCAGAAUUUCGAAGGUAUAGCUUCUAUCCAGGUCAGCAGCUUUGGGGACCAUCUCAUUGCUUAAAAAAUGCAAAAUGGAUACACACCACAAAAGACACGCAGAGCUUCAAGCCAUCUUCCUUUGUAAGAUUGACAGUAGAAAGUGUUCAUAUUAUUUCCAUGGAAGUACAGUGGUUAUGUAGAGCCUUCAGUAGUAAAAUUGGAAGUGAUGCUGGUGUCGAACAACCCAAAAACACUGUUGAGGGUGAUGACUUAAAGAGAGUAAAGAUGAUGCACGUCCUUGAACCCUGUGCUCUUCAAAUUGGGGACAGAAACUUUUAUGUUGUUAAAGAGACUGACAAAAUCUUACCCUUGGAUGAAUGGCGAAGGGAAAUAUCACAUAGACUAUGUCUCGAAAAUGUGUUGGAGUUCACAAAGUCAGAACCUGAACUAACCCAACAAUCAGUCCUGGAAAUGCCAUCACAGGUUGAUCAAAAUUUAGCUUAUGUACCAAAUAAAGAUCAAAAGCAAGUGGAUGAAACUGAUUCAGAGUUUGAAGAUGUAGAUGAUGAUGAUGCAGCUGGUGCCUCAGAUAGUGCUUCUGUGACUAGCUUGUCUACUGCAUCAUCAGUAGAGAAAUCAAAUGCUGGCAUAAAACAUAAAGCCAAAAGAGGCCCAACACUUGUGACGAAGAUGUUGAAAAAGAAAAAGUUGAAGAAAGCAAGAAGAAAACUCAGGAAACAGAAUUUGCUUAUCAAUGUGGGAGACAAAGUUGUGACAGAUACUCUAAUAACAGAAACUUCAGCUGAUGUUGUGUGGCAGGAUGGAUCUGUAGAAUCUCGUGUUUUGUCUUCGGAUCUAUACCCUGUACAUCAUCUAGAUGGGCAUGAGUUUUUUCCUGGUGAUUUUGUAAUAGAAAAUAAAGAUGAUCCUAAAGCUUACGAGUAUGGAGUUGUGAAAUAUGUUGACCACAGUGGCCGUACAGCUCUUGUCAGUUGGAUGAAGACAUAUACAGCUGGAGCUGAUCCCCAACCAAUAUUUCUUUCUGAACAAGAAGUUAGUGUUUAUGACAUCAAAGACCAUCCUGACUUUAAAUACCGUCCAGGGUGUUGUGUAGUUCGAGUGGCUAAUUAUGAAGAUGAUGAUCCAGCAUCUACUGCUGGUCAAGUGGUGGACAUUCAUUCUAGUGGUAAAGUAGAGGUUGUGUGGGUGAAUGGAAAGUCCUCUCUUUGUUACCCUCAAGAGUUGUACCGUGUUGGAGAGUAUGACUCUGAUGAUCUGUGGGAUGAUGAUGAUGAUGAUGAUGAUGAUGAAUCUGUUGGGUCAGAAGAAAGCUGGGAAACAGAGUCAGAAAAUUCUAUAAUGGAAGGAGAUGAUAGUAUUCAGGGGGAUGAAAAACAUAAAGAGGAGGAAAAAGAAGGCAAGGAGAAAGCUAAAGAACAAAAAGAAUCUAAGCAAGAAUUGAAAACUGAAGCUAAUGUUGACAUUUCUGCUCUGCGAGAAAAAUUGUUGUCUAAUAUUGAGAAGAUGAGAUCUGGCAUGGCUAGACUUGAGGAAGUUUUCACUCAAAAUCCCACAUUACAGACUUCAACAGUGAUGAGGAAAUUACUGGAGCUAUAUAAACACUGCAAGGCAAUGGACCAAAUACUUGGAACAAAAUACUUUCAUGAGCCUCAGUUUCAAUCUCUGGUAGACAAGUUGCGGCAACGGGGUCGUGUAAACAGUGCACAACACAUGGCCGAUCAGAUUCUCAGACUUUUCUCUGGAACAGAACAGUGUAAUGAGUGCUCUAAACAAAAAUUGGUACUAAAAGAGAAUGACACACAAUCAGAAAAUCUACUAGCUUCAAGGAAAAAAGAUAUCUGUAUGUGCAAACUGGAUUCAGAACUAGAGUCUGUUUCUCGUUCACUCAAUAAUAUCCAUAUUCCAGUAGACACCAGUGAAGGAAGUGGAACUACUGGGCAGGUGACUUCCAUGUUUUCACAAGGUGGAGGUAGCAUGGAGCCUAGGAAUGUGUGCCGAACUCUGUGCGCUCUCUUAAAGUCUCGACUACUUAAGGCACAUCAAGAUGUUGAACGCUGGUUUGGGAUGUCUUCAGCUGCAUUAGCUACUGUUGGUAGGUCUUCUCCUGCACCAGAGAAAGCGGACAUAGAUGUUGAAGCUACAGAAGAAACAGUAGAUAUCACUAAAACUGUAAAUGGAACAUUUACAAUUCAGAAUGUUAACUCUGUAGACCAAACUGUAAACAUUAAAACUACAGAAUGUAAAGAUGGAAACUUAGAAAAUAUUGAGUUAGUGUCUCAAGGCUUAAGUAUCAACAACAGUGAGUUUAAUAUAGUUAGUAAUAGUGAAUCAAAUACUGAAAUCUUGGAACAUGAAAAAACUCAACAAAUGGAAUCUCAAGAACCUAGAAUAACAAGUACAAAUGAGAAGCUAGAACUAGAAGAAAAAUUGGAAGAUAUGAAGAGUAUUGAUACAGCAGGACAAGGUGUUUUUGCACUGGUGGAGACAGUCCCUAGUUCCCACAAGUUCAAAUUAAGUAUUCUUCAACCUAAUGAUCCUAAGACUUUCUUCAAAACAGUUAAAAAAGAGAUGGAGCUCCUUCGAUCAUCUCUGCCAGAAGGAAUUAUUGUCAAAGCGUUUGAAGACAGAAUGGAUCUUUAUUCAGUAAUGAUAAAAGGACCAAAACGCACACCGUACGAGGAUGGUCUUUUUUUCUUUGACGUCCAACUACCUGCAGAUUACCCUAAUAAUCCACCUCUUUGUCAUUACAUAUCAUAUUGUUCUGACAGAUUAAAUCCAAAUCUCUAUGAAGGAGGAAAAGUCUGUGUUAGUUUGCUGGGAACUUGGGCAGGAAAGGGUACAGAAGUUUGGUCUUCCAAAACUUCUAAUCUGCUUCAAGUAAUUGUAUCAAUUCAAGGCCUUAUACUAGUAGCUGAACCUUAUUACAAUGAAGCUGGCUAUGAGAGACAACGUGGAACCCAGCAAGGCAAAGAAAAUAGUAGAAUGUAUAAUGAAAUGGUCAUCUUGAAACUUAUUCAGUCUUUGACAAGGUUAAUCCAGUCUCCUCAUGAGGCCUUUAAAGAUGAAAUUAUGGAACACUCUAGAGAACAUGCCCCCAGAAUGAUUCAGCGGCUAGAAACCUGGUUAGAAGUAUCAGAGGCAUGGAAUACAACCCAUCCUAUGACUCCAACUACUCCCACAGCUUUCUGGGAAACCCAUAAAAAGAAUGGUAAGUUUGGGGAAAGUUUGAACUUAAUCUCUGACCCAGAAUUUCCUCUUCUACCAGGAAGUAAAGGUUUCUGUCUCACACUUCGUAAAUCUCUUGCAUCUUAUAAAGAAGUGCUCCUGUCAGCAAAUAUUUUAGUUACCUAGAAAUGAGUAAAUAGUUUUAAUAAAUAUUUGUCAUUUCUAGUCUUUCAUACUCCAAUAGUACCAGUUAAUAUAUAUAUAUAUAUAUAUUCCAAUAUGUGCUUGUUGUUUUCACUGUUGUGUAAGCAACAAAAUAAUUGUUUGGCAGAUUUGCUUACAGUAACCAUUAUGUAAAAAUUAAUAAAAUAUGAGAGCAACAAAUUUGAAAGAUGUAUACACUAAGUAUUAUUUAAUUAAGAUCUUUUGAUCUUUUUUGCAAUAACAUACCUGUUAACUAAGUUAAAUGUUUUAUUUAUAGAAUGUAGAUUUUUUACUUCUCAGUAAGAGUUCUUGGUCACAGACAAUAUUAUGUUCCAAUUGUUACUUCUCUAUUUAUCAUUAUUGGAUUUUUUGAGAUUGAGUGACUUAUUAUGCAGCCAAAUUAAUCAAAAUCCUUCUGUCAUUUUAGCGUAGUAAUUAAAACGAAACUAGGUUUUUGUUUCUGUAUUGUAUUUAUACAGGUUUUUUCACGAAAUGAAAUGUCCAAGAUGGGGCAGUUUUGUUCUUUAUUUGUAAAAAUAAAUCUCAAAUUUUCUUCUAUUUUCUUGUGCUUCUAUUUUUUUUUAAUAUAAAGAAAAUUCUAAAAGUAUAAUGCAGGUUUUUCACAUGUGAGAUGUUCAUUUGUUUCAUAUAAUUUUGUUUUCAAAUGUUUUUUAAACAAAAAAUAGGUUAUAACUCCAGAUAAUAUUUUGUCUAAUUCUUUUUGUUCAACAUUCAUUUUAAAUAUUCAACUUUCACCUAUACACAACAAAAUGUUGAGCCAUUUAGUCAAAAGAAUGUCACCAGAAGUUGAUUGGUUGUAAUUUGACUUCAAAAUUCUUUUCACAUUUUCAUCAGCAAAACAAAGUUGAUUCUUGUUGGAGGCAUGUCUGUUUUUACAAGCAUCAGUGUGUAUCACUUUAGUUUGGCCUAAUAGUUAUCAACCAGUAAAUAAAGCUAGAUAAAUCUGUAGUAGCUAAAUUUGUUUACAGUCUCUUUCCGAAUACAGAAGAAAAUUUUCAAUUGCAUUGUUUUUGUAAUACACUAAAAAUGUUACCUGGUUGUAUGUGAAAUAUUUAAAAAAUGUUUUGGUGAUUUCUAGAUCUACUAAACUUUCUUUUUUUUUAUUGAUAAAACUACAAAGAAAAGGAAAUCUCUUGAACAAUUUCUAUGUUAAUAAAAGUCAUUUCCACAUUAAGGAAACUUGAAUCCAGUGCCAGCUUGUUUAAUGCUCUUGUUUUUAAAGCUGAGAGAAGGUAUGGAUAACAUGACUUCAAAAACUAUUAUUGCUCAAGAGUUCUGUAUAAUUGUUUUUAGCUUCCAGUGUGUCUGGUCAUUGUCAGCUGUACAUUCAAGAAGUGUAAUGAUUUAGCGAAUGCAAUUAUUAUCUUAUACGUGUAAGAAAUGAGUUGAAUGUUUGUUUAUAAGUUGACUUGUGUCUUAUCCUCAUUCAGUGUUGUUGUUUUUUACCUGUAAAUACACAAAAACAUGUAGACAAAGAUAAGUUUAUGUAACAUGGUUGCACAAAGAAAAAAAGAAUUAACAUAGUACUUAUAAUUCAGGAACUAUAUGGUGUUAAAAAGCUUUAUAUAAUAAAGAACCGAAAACAAAGCAUUACAUAGUUAUAAAUAUCUCAUUACUUUUAAUUACAAAAAACAACACAAACUUUUGCUAGCAUAAAGCAAUAAGAAAAUCUAUCACUCUAUAUUUUUGUUUUUAUUUUAAUUUACCAAGCUCUUAAAAACUUAAAGAUUGUUGUGUAAUAACAAGACAUAGAGAAUUGACUUAAUUAAUAGACAUGAGUAGUCAUGUGUUGGGUGAUUUCCACAUUAUCAGCUGGUUUUAUUUUUAAUUAUAGAAUGAAUACUUGAAAAACAAACCUUCAUUGAUAUAAUUAUCUUGCCAUUUUUCAAUCCAUGUCUUUUGAAAAAUGUAGUAUCUUUACAAAAUAUAUCCAAUUAUGAAAGAUUAUAAUUUUUGCAAAGGUGGGAAUGCUAUGCCUUUGAAAUUCUUUGUUUGAUUGACAGUCCAGGUUGUGGUUGCUUAAUUUAAUUAUUUAUGUCAAGAGAUACUGAUAUAUUUUUAUUUACAAAAAUAUGUGUAGUACUCUUUCUUAAAUAAGGUUUUUCAGAUUAUUCUCAUUAAAUUAUUGAAUCAUUUUUUUCUUCA
Limulus polyphemus (Atlantic horseshoe crab) is the source of this 6130-nucleotide messenger RNA. Its product is annotated as (E3-independent) E2 ubiquitin-conjugating enzyme UBE2O-like. The coding region runs from base 35 to 3946 and encodes 1303 amino acids. The record is from RefSeq and is a predicted model, not a curated record. NCBI's taxonomy places the organism in Eukaryota, Metazoa, Arthropoda, Merostomata, Xiphosura, Limulidae. The transcript has 23 exons.